Messenger RNA from Herpailurus yagouaroundi (jaguarundi), 2524 nucleotides. RefSeq names its product essential meiotic structure-specific endonuclease 1 (gene EME1). The transcript has 9 exons. Gene Ontology annotation, molecular function: DNA binding; crossover junction DNA endonuclease activity. The coding region runs from base 259 to 1989 and encodes 576 amino acids. NCBI's taxonomy places the organism in Eukaryota, Metazoa, Chordata, Mammalia, Carnivora, Felidae. Gene Ontology annotation, cellular component: nucleus; Holliday junction resolvase complex. The record is from RefSeq and is a predicted model, not a curated record. Gene Ontology annotation, biological process: resolution of meiotic recombination intermediates; mitotic intra-S DNA damage checkpoint signaling; double-strand break repair.
CUCUGCAGGGCCUGGGUGACCAGGGCAUCGGGGGCUGUGCCGCGCGGUGUGGACGAGCCGGGCGCGUCUGGCAGGCAGCCUCGUUUUGCCGGACGAAUGCGAGACCCAGGGAGGGGACCGGGAGGAGGUCCCUCUGGAGGCAUUCAGCGUGUUUACUGAGUGCUUAGCGUGUGUGCCUCUUGCUGUACCGAACGCUGUAGACGCACGAUUUUACUCCUCAACAAUGUUACCACGGAAUUAAUUUGAUAGCGCCUAUCGAUGGCUCUAACAAAGUCAUCACUGUCGCUGGAGUCCAGUGAGAGUGACUCUGAAGAGUUGCCAACGUUUGCCUUUCUGAAGCAGGAAGCGUCUUCAACGAAGAGGAGGCAGCCUCAGAGGGAGAAGAUUGUUGUGGUUGACACCUCGGAUUCUGAGGCCUCCCGUCCUCCAUCACCAAAGUUGAAAGAUACACCACCUGUCCCAGACAUAGCGGAACCUGUCCCACAAACGGAGCCAGUCAGGGUGCUAAGCAGUGGAAGUGAGGAUGAGGAAGAAUUAAUCCCCCUGGCCCAGAGGCUUACAUGUAAGUUUCUGACCCGCAAGCAGCUGAGCCCUGAGGACGCUAGCUCCCCGAUUCAAACUGUGUGGGGUCAUCGGAGUACUGAAGGAGCAUCAUGCGGCUGGGAAAAACAGUCCUUUCCAAAGGUCCCUGAUGCCUCCUUCCGUGACACCUCAGAGAGACGUUCAUCAAGUAACAGGGACCCUGUGGGAGACCGUCUGUGCCAUCAGCUUCCAGCCUUCCAAGCCACCUGCCCUGUGCAGAGCGACAGCUUGACAGCGACCAAAACAAAUGCUGAAGCCCCCCCACUUCAGAAGAGAACCAAGCAUAGUCAGAAGGUCCAGAGGAGAGGCUCACGGGGAUGCCAGCCGCGGGGACAAGCAAGCCGGAAGGAGAGCACCCUGAGACAACAGGAAAGGCAGAAGAAGGCGGCCCUGGUGAAUAGGCUGAAAGCGCAGAGGCCCGAGGAAUGCUUAAGGCACAUCAUCGUGGGGCUGGAUCCAGUGCUCUUACAGCUGGAAGGCGGAGGCCAGCUCCUCGGGGCGCUGCAGUCCAUGGAGUGCCGCUGCGUGAUUGAGGCACAGGCCGUGCCUUGCAGCAUCACGUGGAGGAGAAGGGCCGGGCUAGCUGAGGAUGGAGAGGAAGGCUGGGUGGAGGAACCGAUGGUCCUGGUGCUGCUCCUGGCAGAGGCGUUUGUGUCCAUGGUCUACAAGUUCAAGCAGGGAAGCCUGGGUGACUCUGAGAAAGGGAAGGAAACACUCCGGAGCUUCGUAACUGACACCGCAGCGAGGACAGCUGGGAAGGCUCUGUCCCUGGUGAUUGUGGACCAGGAGAAAUGCUUCAGCGCUCCCCAUCUUCCGAGAAGAAGGAAACGGGGAGUGGCAAACAGAGAACAGGCCAAGGAGAAGAAGCGGAGACAACCAGAGGCCAGCGCAGGGCAAAUGGUGUCCAGGGUAGACGUGGAAGAGGCAUUGGUGGAUCUGCAGCUAUACACCGAAGCCCAGGCCCGAAUCGUGCAGAGCUGGAAAGAGCUGGCCGACUUCGCCUGCGCAUUUACAAAGGCUGUGGCCGAGGCGCCCUUCAAGAAGCUUCGAGAUCAAACCAGUUUCUCUUUCUGCCUGGAGAGUGACUGGGCGGGAGGGGCAAAGGUUGACCGAGCUGGCAGGGGGCUCGCGCUGGUCUGGAGGAGACAGAUUCAGCAGCUGAACAGAGUCAGCCUGGACAUGGCCAGUGCCAUUGUGGACACCUAUCCCUCCCCGCAGCGUCUGGUCCAGGCUUACAGGCGGUGUUUUUCGGAGCAAGAGCGCCAGAAUUUGCUUGCGGACAUACAGGUUCGCCGUGGGGAAGGUGUGACCUCCACCUCCCGCCGUGUUGGACCAGAGCUCUCCAGGCGGAUCUACCUUCAGAUGACCACUCUGCAGCCAGCUCUCUCUUUAGACAGUGCAGACUGACGCCAGCCCUCGGGGACAAGGAUGACAAACGAGGUUUGCAUCUCCUCCGCCUUUGGCCACAGGAAGAGACUGGACGCGCCUCCUUGAAGCACAAGCCUGGGUCGGACCACAGGCUGUUCCCUGGGCACCCUUAUCUGCAGAAGUCUCCCUGUCAGCUUGGGACAGAUGGCUGAGAUACUUGUGUUUACCUUCACAAGCCUUUAAUUUUCCUCUCCUAGCAAAAACCCAGCUGCCGUGCACAAAUCACCCCUCCCCCCUCCCCCAGCCAGCCCUCAACCCUCAAAACACAAAGAAACAAAGACAGACCACUCAGACACAUAUUUAAUAAUUGUAGAAAUCCAGAAGAACCUCAGCAUCAAAUCUCGAGAUCAUGAGCGAACUUCCCUCAGCGGGUUGACUUGACUAGGGCCAGGUGUGCCCUGCCUUCCUACACCCACUGAAGCCGCCUCAACCAGCCCCUGCGUGGGGACUUCCAUAUCCUCUUAAUCUCAUGUCACGUACUGUUUAGUUUCAAUAAAGCAUUUGUACCUAUGGC